UGCAAUGGGUAGAUGAUUCAAACACCGAUUAAUUAUUAAAUUUAAGUUAAAAACAAAAGUGAAAAUGUAUUCUAGACCAACCCCCCGUGAAACCGACGAAGAUCUUCUUCGUCUUCAAGAAGAAUUUGCUCGUCAACACUCCGAAAACAAAGUCAAGUUGGCUGCGACUGUAGUCAGUGAAAAGCAAGAUGAAAAACCUCAGUCUAGUAGUGACCCCAAUGAUAUUCAAGACCAGCUGGCUAACACUUUCGAAGCAAUUCCUGACCACAGCAACCUGGGGAGUAUUAUCGAGAAAACCCCCCAAACUCACACUUUACCGCGCUUGAACUUUAACACAAACCGCGGUUUUCCGGCACCUAAGCGUAGAGACGCUGGUGUAGACAGUGCACAAGGCAGUGGGAGUAUUUUUGCCAAGCAAUUUAAGCGCGUGAAAAAAAGUGAAGAUGUGAAAAUUUCUGAAGAAAGACUGCCAAGUCAAAGUUUUGUUGUAACAGGAAGCGAAAGAAACGACAUUCACGAAGAAAAUAUUAAAAAAAUGAAAGAAAUGUCAGAGAAAGAGAUUUUAGAGGAGAGACAACGCUUGAUGGAGACAAUGGAUCCGGCGAUUAUCGCGUUUUUGAAAAAUCGUCGCCAGAAAGUGGAAGCUGCAGUAAAGGAUAAUAGAAAUCCAACGAUUGAGGAGCAAAACGCAGCUGCGCGCAAUAUGGAAGUUGAGGAUAUUGACACAACUACCGAAAUUUUGAAAAAUCCAGACGCGGAAAAAUGGCUCAAUUUUAAAGUCUUUGAAAGUAGUAAGUUGGCGUGGAUGAAGGGGGUGGAGGUACCGAAAAUUGAAAAAAGUAGAAGUUAUGAGGCCAGAUUUGAUUUUGAAGGGUGGUUGUUGCCAUACAGUGAACAGGAAAUCACUGAGAAAUCUAGGGUUUUGUAUCAUCAUGGUGAUGAGGCUGGUAGACCUGGCUAUACUUUGCAGGAGUUGUUUCAGUUGUCAAGGUCAAAUGUCAUUCAACAAAAAAUAGUCGCCUUAAACACGAUUGCCAACAUUUUGGAAUUACAAUCCACGGGAGUGUAUGAUGACGUAAUUGAGUUACCCAUUGAACAAAUUUUUUUCGUUUUGCGAUUUUGCCUAGAUGAUAAUACUCCAGCGGUCCUCAACGCGGCUAUAAAAGCUAUGAGGAAUUUGUUUUCUAGCAAAGUGGACGAAACCUGUCUUGAUUGUCUUCUAGGAUUUGGAUUAGGUCGAAUUCAGCCGAUUUUAGCGGUUGAUAAUGACCCGGAAGAUGAUGAUAGAGUCAACGACCAACAACUGGCAGAAACGAAUUUAGUUAAAUGUUUAGCAAGAACGGAAAUUUUGGCCAGAAUACGAUACGUCAUAAAUACAGUGCGUCCCAGUCUUGAAACUAUUGUUUAUUGCAUGGAUAUUUUGAUUCGUUUGUCUCGAGAUUCUCAGUUCAUUUUCACCAGACUUUACAAGUGUGAAAAUCUUAUUUCGAGUAUUGUUAGUAAUUUUGUCCCAAACACACAAAGUAGCAGUUCUGACCCAUCCUCUCCCUAUGGUUUACCGCUUAUUCAGGCUUUGAAACUUCUGCGGGUUUUGGCUAGUCGCAGCCAAACAAUCGCAAGCGACUUAGUGGGGAAGUACCGGGUCAUGGACGCCAUUUUAUCCUAUUUAUCCACAAAUCAAUACUCCAUGAACACCAACGGACUCAAACUACAAACUGAAAGUAUGCAUUUGUGGUCAGUUUUUGUUCACUAUGGGUUGGCAAUGGAACAUAUUGAAGUUCUGCAGCCAGUUUUAAUCGAACUAUUAAAUUAUCAUUUAAAAAAUACCAACUUUGACAUGUCUACAACCUACGUCCGACAGGGUCACGUGUCCGCACUUCUAAUUUUGAUUGGUGGUUGCUGCAAACGAGUGACAUUAGUGUCGCCAUUUUUAAGCACACUGCACUCUUGUAUGACCAAGUGGUUCAAACAGUUCAUGACUUUGAACGAAUUUACAUGUGGCAAACUCCAAAUAAUAGCUUCUAUGUUUUACUGUCUAGCGAUGUUAAGUAAAGCGACCGAACUUCCAGCAGAUGUCGCUACAAUAAUUUGUGAAGUUUUAAAAUCGCAGGGUUUUAAAACUGUGACUAAAACUAUAACAAAUGGUUCAAUGUUGCUGAAUAAUUAUGAACCACAUAAAACUAGCCCCAAUUUGAAGAGUCUAGAGGCGGCUGCUUGGUACACGUCUGAACACGUGGUGCCCUUAAUACAGUCAAACAGUCCGCUACCUUUUCUGAGUGCUUUAUCUAAUUUCGUUGAGGCGUGUUCUGACAAUGACUUAAAAUUAGCAUUUCUGAGUGACAACAAUAUUGGAAAUUACUUAAGCGAGAUGAGACACUUGCAUAAGUAUUAUCUCACAAGCCACUGGUUUACUAGGGUUGAAAGUAACUUAAUUAUGAACAUUUUGAAGUGUUCCAUAGUUGUCAAAAAUAGUCUGGAUACUCGACCUUUCUAUGAAGUGGGAAUUAAAUGUUUGAGUAUAUUUACAACCGAACAAAAAACAAACAUUGAAUAUGUUCUCAAAAAUAUAGUUUUGAGUCCAGAGUUUUAUCCUAGUGAUGUUUUCAUGCGAAAUUUGAGCCUAGAACAAAGGAGUGACUCUAUAGCUACAUCACUCGAAAAUUUGAAUGAUAUUUUAGAAGUGUAUACACGCGUCUUGGGUUUAAAAAUUGACGUACCAACCUUCACCACGAAUUUAUCGUUAGACUGUAAUCAAGGAAACGUGAUCCCUAUUGACUGGAUUUACACUCCAAUCAUCGUUCUCUACUCCAACCAACAACAAAAUAAGCAAAACCCGACCGAACAGGAGCAAGUUUUCAUCAUCCGGAAUUGUUUACGUUGGAUUUUAAUCUAUGAAACGUAUUUUUCGGAGUUGGCUUGUGCUAUAAAUCCGACUGAUCGUUUUUGCCGCAUCGCCUGCACAUUCCUCGGGAGUGACAACCUAUUCCUAAUUGACGAAAUCCACAAUUUGCUUCAGUUGUGUCUAAACAAUAUCAUGAAGUCUGAAAAAGAAAUAAAUUUUAAUAAGGAAAUACAAGGAUUAACCAGUUUCCAAGAUUUUUAUACGCAGUUGUUGGAACAGUACCAAGGGGUUAGUUAUGGAGAUGUUUUGUUUGGUAACUUUGUUUUGGUGCCGCUGGCUCAGCGACACUCGCUAAAGUGGCGAAAAACGCUAUGGUCUGAGUAUUUAGGGGUUGUAGAGAUGUUUAAUGUGACUGUGGAGCAAAGUGUGUGUCCUUUGGAAGGGUUUUUGGAACCAGAAGAAGACGAUUUGUCGUUACUGAAAUGUUAUAGAAGGGCUAUUGUAAAUAAUAGUGUUAGGCAACAUUCUAUUUUGUAUAAAGUGGCAAAACAUCAUGUGGAGCAGUUUGUUGCAAAAAAGAAAAAUAAAGGAUGAUUUUUUAUUAAUUAA
This is a messenger RNA of Zophobas morio, 3451 nucleotides long. Its product is annotated as RNA polymerase II-associated protein 1. NCBI's taxonomy places the organism in Eukaryota, Metazoa, Arthropoda, Insecta, Coleoptera, Tenebrionidae. The transcript is spliced from 10 exons. Gene Ontology annotation, biological process: transcription by RNA polymerase II. The coding region runs from base 65 to 3436 and encodes 1123 amino acids. The record is from RefSeq and is a predicted model, not a curated record.